CACGUGGCCGGGAGUACGCGGGCGCGCGCGCCUUAUAAAAACGGGUGUUUGUGGGAAGCGCUUUCCCGUGGCCAAAGUAAGAAGCUUGCGCGCACGUUGCACAUACGUGAACCUACCGAGCGCCGAGACGCGCAGCGAGAUCGCGCGAUCGCGGGGUGGGUUGGUGCGGAUCCUCCGAGAAGUAGCUGCAGCAGCCGAACAAAACUUCGAAAAGUCGUAUAAAAAAUAAGUGAUCGAUAAAAAAAAGAGUCUCAUCAAGCAUAUAGGCGUCGAAAAGACAACGCAAAAUAUAUUGGUUAUCUAGCGAAAAAAAAGUAGAUAAACAAAGGGGGAGAAGCCCGAGAAAGAGAGAGAGAGAGAGUUGCUUCUUCCUGUCCUCUGCUGCUGCUACCGCUGCACUGAUGGGAGCUGCAGGCAAGAGCCGCAUAGUGGUCACCAUGUCUCUGGCAUUGCUGGUCGCUCUGCUGGUCCUGCAGAUGACGGCCGUGCUCGCUCGUGCGGACCCCGAGGAAGUUGGCGGCAACGUGGUGGAAGCGCUACGCCUGCUCGAGCAUCUCGACAAGUACUACUCGCAUGUCAACCGGCCCAGGUUCGGAAGAAGCGUUCCGGUCCGGUUCGCGGGCGGCUCGAUGUCGUCUUCGUCUGAUGAGUACGAGAGAUAGCACAGGCAGGCGUCGUCGCCGAGGCACCGGAAACCCAGUCACGCCCUCCUUCAAGAGCACCCGCGGCUACGUCACGUCCGGGCAGCGCCACCGCCGAGUUUCUGGGAGUUCCGAACAACAAAAAAAUCGCAUGGAUGAAGACACAAGCGUCCGCAACGCUGCAGCUGCUCGGAAGAGCAGCCUUCGUUGCUGGUCUUCGUCCUCUUCUGCGUGCUGUGUUGGGUAAACCUCUCGCGAUCACCGAGCUGACGUGGAUCGUGUGGCACGAAUUCCACAGCGCGGUACGCGAGAAAAGAAAA
Molecule: messenger RNA, 961 nt
Organism: Rhipicephalus sanguineus (brown dog tick)
Lineage: Eukaryota; Metazoa; Arthropoda; Arachnida; Ixodida; Ixodidae
Product: neuropeptide F-like
Exons: 3
Coding region: 402-662 (86 amino acids)
Source: RefSeq, a predicted model, not a curated record